CACGAAAUAAGUUUUGCACAGUUGUGUCUUAAGCCUUCAUAACUCCCGCACUUCUUGCAGUCUCAAGCAUGCAUACCUUACUUUUCUCCCAGCUGUGCUUGAUCUCUCAGCUUGUUAUUUGGGAAGCGUUGAUUGGAAACGGUUUUCUUCAUGUUAAAGCAAGUGAACAGCUGGUGGAAAGCCAAGCUCAUGACUCUUACAUUACAGGAGGUAGAUACAUGCCAACACACACCGGGAUUGAAGAUCGUUGGGAGCCGAUGGGUAUAGAAUCUUGGAAAAGGGAUAGUCUUAGAUCAGAUUACUCUGGAGUACCAACUACUCAGUUUGUGCUACAUGUUCCAAAACCAGAAGGUUGUUGGUUGAACUGA
Messenger RNA from Puccinia graminis f. sp. tritici CRL 75-36-700-3, 368 nucleotides. RefSeq lists its product as uncharacterized. NCBI's taxonomy places the organism in Eukaryota, Fungi, Basidiomycota, Pucciniomycetes, Pucciniales, Pucciniaceae. The coding region runs from base 69 to 368 and encodes 99 amino acids. The record is from RefSeq and is a predicted model, not a curated record. The transcript is spliced from 4 exons.